ACGGAGCCUGGUUCCACGGUUCUAGGUUCUAGGUUCUGGCUCGGUUCUGAUAGGCGGCGGCCCGAUGUUCUGUGGCCUGAUUGGCUCCAGUGAGAACUGCAGGAAGCAGAACCUACUUUAUGCGCCAAGUUUUUGGUUCAGACCAGGAAAGAGACUCAGAUCCCAGAAACACAAGUAGAACAACAAGAACAUCAGCAGGUAGAAGAACAAGAACAUCAGCAGGUAGAAGAACAAGAACAUCAGCAGGUAGAAGAACAAGGACAUCAGCAGGUAGAAGAACAAGAACAGCAGCAGGUAGAAGAACAAGAACAGCAGCAAGUAGAACAACAAGAACAGCAGCAGGUAGAACCACAAGAACAUCAGCAGGUAGAAGAACAAGAACAUCAGCAGGUAGAAGAACAAGAACAUCAGCAGGUAGAAGAACAAGAACAUCAGCAGGUAGAAGAACAAGGACAUCAGCAGGUAGAACCACAAGAACAUCAGCAGGUAGAACAACAAGAACAGCAGCAGCUAGAACAUCAGUCGCUAGAACAGCUAGAACACCAGCAGGUAAAACAACAAGAACAUCAGCAGGUAGAAGAACAAGAACAGCAGCAAGUAGAACAACAAGAACAGCAGCAGGUAGAACCACAAGAACAUCAGCAGGUAGAAGAACAAGAACGUCAGCAGGUAGAAGAACAAGGACAUCAGCAGGUAGAAGAACAAGAACAUCAGCAGGUAGAACAACAAGAACAGCAGCAGCUAGAACAUCAGUCGCUAGAACAGCUAGAACACCAGCAGGUAAAACAGCCGAAGGUAGAACAGCAGCAGCUAGAACAUCAGCAGGUAAAACAACAAGAACAUCAGCAGGUAGAAGAACAAGAACAGCAGCAAGUAGAACAACAAGAACAGCAGCAGGUAGAACCACAAGAACAUCAGCAGGUAGAAGAACAAGAACGUCAGCAGGUAGAAGAACAAGGACAUCAGCAGGUAGAAGAACAAGGACAUCAGCAGGUAGAAGAACAAGAACAGCAGCAGGUAGAAGAACAAGAACAUCAGCAGGUAGAAGAACAAGGACAUCAGCAGGUAGAAGAACAAGAACAGCAGCAGGUAGAAGAACAAGAACAGCAGCAAGUAGAACAACAAGAACAGCAGCAGGUAGAACCACAAGAACAUCAGCAGGUAGAACCACAAGAACAUCAGCAGGUAGAAGAACAAGAACAUCAGCAGGUAGAAGAACAAGAACAUCAGCAGGUAGAAGAACAAGGACAUCAGCAGGUAGAACAACAAGAACAGCAGCAGCUAGAACAUCAGUCGCUAGAACAGCUAGAACACCAGCAGGUAAAACAACAAGAACAUCAGCAGGUAGAAGAACAAGAACAGCAGCAAGUAGAACAACAAGAACAGCAGCAGAACUUCCCCAGCAGCUGCUUUAUCAGGAGGAUGUUCUAACUGGCUACCAGAGGUUCUGCAGUCUGGACCUGGGAGAACCAGCACCUCCGCACAUUAAAGAGGAGCAAGUGGAACCAAAUCCCCUUCAGAUUAAAGGCAACCAGGAGGAACCGGAACCCUUUCAGAUCAACGAGGAUCAGCAGGAACCAGAACCUCUACAUUUAGAAGAAGCUUUGGAGGAACCAGAACCUCCUCAGAAUGUAGAGGACCAGCAUGAGCAAGAACCCCUCCAAACUGAGGAGGCCCUGGCAGAACCACAAAGUCCUCAGAUUAUCGACGACCUGGACGAACUAGAAUCUCUGGAUAUUGAGGAGCCCCUGGCAGAACCAGGAUGUCCUCAGAUUAUAGACGACCUGGGGGAAUUAGAAUAUCUGGAUAUCGAGGAGGACACUGAUGAGCUAGAAUUUAUAGAUUCACAAGAGGGACUCGAAGAACCACAAUGUUCCCAGAAUAAAACCAGGAAAGUAGAAUUCUGGACCCGGCAUGAUGAUGAGGGAUUGCUGCUGAGGAAGGAGUUUGAUACCUUUGUGCCUCGUCAGAGAAAGUCCAAAAACGACGAAGCGUUGAUGGGUUCUGAAGACGACCCUGGGAAUGUCCACAGUGCAGAAGCCCAACAGAACCAUGUUUAUGGGGAGGAGGUUCUCACCGAGCAGGACCCGAAGGAACCAGAACACCCGCAGAUUAAACAGGAGCAGGACGAACAUGGCUCCAGUCAGCCCGGACCGAGACAAGAGACGGACAUCUUCAUGGUGACCGUUAACUACGAUGAAGGCGAGCAGAGCGAUCCGGAGCCCAGCAGUUCCCAGCAGUCAGAAGACUCGGACGAACCCAAACCUUUUGUGUGCAAAACGUGCGGCAAAAGGUUCUCCAACAUGUUGCUGCUGCAUGACCACCGCGACACCCACCAGAAGGAGAAGCCGUACUCCUGCCAGCUGUGCACACGGCGCUUCGCCCGGCGGGACAGCGCCUUCCGCCACAUGAUCACGCACACGGGCGAGAAGCCGUUCUCCUGUCAGAUCUGUGGGGAAAAGUUCGGCCUGAACAGUCACUUGCUGCGGCACCUGCGGAGGCACACGGGCGAGAGGCCUUUCUCCUGCCACAUCUGCCACAAACGCUUCAGUCAGAGCAACACGCUGACCUGCCACGUCCGGACCCACACCGGCGAAAAGCCGUACCCCUGCAGGGUGUGUGGAAAGGGCUUCGUCAGGAGGAGCGCCAUGAACAUCCACAUGAGGAUCCACACAGGCGAGAAGCCCUUUAUCUGCAAGGUCUGUCACAAAACCUUCAGCCGAGGGACAGGCCUGAGCUACCACAUGAGGACGCACACGGGCGAGAAGCCGUACUCCUGCAAACUGUGCGGAAGAACAUUCAGACAAUCCAGCCACCUGAUGUGCCACAAGAAGAACUUCCACAUGGUUUACCCCCCAAGAGGAGAAAAACCUGGACUUGUGUAAGAUACGAGGCUUACCUUCGGCAGAAUGAGUCCAUACACUGCAAAAGCAGAACUAAAAAUAUGUAAAAUGUUCUUUAAAUGAGUGUAUUUAUCCUUUGUGCAGGUAAAUAAGACGAUUUGCCAAUUAAAUAAGAUUUU
This is a messenger RNA of Fundulus heteroclitus (mummichog), 3022 nucleotides long. Its product is annotated as zinc finger protein 3. Gene Ontology annotation, molecular function: DNA-binding transcription factor activity, RNA polymerase II-specific; RNA polymerase II transcription regulatory region sequence-specific DNA binding. The transcript has 3 exons. Gene Ontology annotation, cellular component: nucleus. Lineage: Eukaryota; Metazoa; Chordata; Actinopteri; Cyprinodontiformes; Fundulidae. Gene Ontology annotation, biological process: regulation of transcription by RNA polymerase II. The record is from RefSeq and is a predicted model, not a curated record. Bases 120 to 2885 code for a protein of 921 amino acids.